Messenger RNA from Frieseomelitta varia, 6503 nucleotides. RefSeq names its product importin subunit beta-1 (gene Fs(2)Ket). The coding region runs from base 402 to 3071 and encodes 889 amino acids. The record is from RefSeq and is a predicted model, not a curated record. Gene Ontology annotation, biological process: protein import into nucleus. NCBI's taxonomy places the organism in Eukaryota, Metazoa, Arthropoda, Insecta, Hymenoptera, Apidae. Gene Ontology annotation, cellular component: cytoplasm; nucleus. Gene Ontology annotation, molecular function: small GTPase binding; nuclear import signal receptor activity. The transcript has 6 exons.
AGACACGACGAUCACUUCGAGAAACGUGACACUCGUGACAGUAGUUUUGCAACGUUUACGAGUUUACGAGGUGUACAACGGGAGUCCAAGUGAAGUGAGUGGCUGACAGAGAACACAGAUUGAGCAUAUUAAAGCCUCGAAUUAACGAUCAAAAGGUUCGUCUGUACGUACUAGGCGCGAGAAUAUCAAAGGCAGCGGAUAUUACUACGCCGCACGUUGUGGAAGGAAGCAGAAAUCGAGUACUGGCAGGAAGUGAGUAGAAGGGGGUACGUCGUUGAGCUAGUUGAUUCGGUGGUGGCUACAUGUGGCUGUCCGCCGGUCGCAACAACGAGGCAUUUUCUAUCGGAGCAUAAGAAAUUACGUUUCUCCACGAUACUCGACAGACGAAAGAAGAUAAAAUCAUGCAAAUGGAUCCGACGACAGUACACCUUAUCCAGGUUCUAGAGAGAACUGUCUCCUCAAACAAAAAUGAACUGGAAGCAGCUCAGAAUUUUCUGGCGCAGGCAGCAGCAACUAAUCUUCAUGAAUUUUUGCAAAGACUCAGCGGUGUGCUGGUUAAUGCCACCGCAAGUCCAGUUGCUCGUAUGGCAGCAGGUCUUCAACUUAAAAAUCAACUUACAUCCAAAGAUCCAGAGUUAAAAUGUCAAUAUCAACAACGUUGGCUCGCUAUUCCUGUAGAAACAAGGGAAUAUAUUAAGAAGAAUAUUUUUGGAGCACUCGGAACAGAGAACAAUAGGCCAGGUUCUGCAGCGCAGUGUGUUGCAUAUGUAGCAGUUACUGAAUUACCUGUUCGUGAAUGGACCAAUGUCAUUCAACUAUUAGUUAAUAAUGUUGUAAAUCCAAACAGCACAGAAAUAUUAAAAGAAGCAACUUUAGAAGCUAUUGGUUACAUUUGUCAAGACAUAGAUAGCGAUGUUUUGGUAUCUCAGUCUAAUGAAAUUCUCACUGCUAUUAUUCAUGGUAUGAAAGUAUCUAGUACUUCGCAUUAUGUCCGUCUAGCAGCUACAAGUGCACUCUAUAAUUCGUUAGAAUUUACCAAAGGAAAUUUCGAAAUAGAGACAGAGAGAAACUUCAUUAUGGAGGUGGUAUGCGAGGCAACGCAAUCCUUAAACACACAAGUUAAAGUAGCUGCUUUACAGUGUCUUGUGAAAAUUAUGUCAUUGUAUUAUCAAUAUAUGGAGCCAUACAUGGCUCCAGCACUCUUUCCAAUUACUCUAGAAGCUAUGAAGUCAGAUAUUGAUGAAGUAGCACUGCAAGGAAUUGAGUUUUGGUCGAAUGUAUCUGACGAAGAGGUAGAUUUAGCCAUGGAAGAGGGUGAAGCUACCGACGGUGGUCGACCGCCAGUCAAAGUAUCGAGACAUUAUGCAAAAGGCGCUUUGCAAUAUCUGGUACCUGUUUUAAUGAAAAAGCUUACUAAACAAGAGGAAUUUGAUGACGAAGACGAUUGGAAUCCUUCGAAAGCUGCUGGAGUGUGUUUAAUGUUACUAUCCUCUUGUUGCGAGGAUGCUAUCGUUCCAUUCGUUCUUCCUUUCGUUAAAGACAACAUUAAGAGCCACGAUUGGAGGUAUCGGGACGCAGCUUUAAUGGCUUUCGGUUCUAUUCUUGGUGGUGUUGAUCACGCUACUCUGAAACCUUUGGUAGAACAGGCAAUGCCAACGCUUAUCGAACUAAUGUACGAUAGCAGUGUCGCGGUAAGGGACACAGCUGCAUGGACAUUCGGUCGAAUUUGUGAAAUUAUACCAGAAGCGGCGAUUAGUGAGACGUAUUUGAAGCCACUGUUAGAGGCUUUGAUAAACGGUUUGAAGGCAGAACCUCGCGUUGCAGCGAAUGUUUGUUGGGCAUUCACAGGUCUUGCAGAAGCUAGCUACGAGGCUGCAGAAACUAUCGAGGGACAAAAUCCAGAGACAUAUUGCAUGUCUCAGUACUUUGAUUUUAUUAUCCAGAGAUUGUUGGAAACAACGGAUCGUCCGGACGGAGCUCAAGCUAACUUGAGAUCAGCUGCUUAUGAGGCACUGAUGGAUAUGGUGAAGAACUCUCCGCGCGAUUGUUACUUAACCGUGCAGAAGACGACAAUGGUGAUUCUGGAGAGAUUGCAGCAGGUUCUGCAAAUGGAGACACAUAUCCAGAGCCACUCUGAUCGUGCUCAAUAUAACGAUUUGCAAUCGUUGUUAUGCGCUACCUUGCAAUCUGUGCUACGCAAAGUUACACCGGAGGAUGCCCCGCACAUUUCUGACGUAAUAAUGACAGCAUUAUUGUCCAUGUUCAACUCGAAUUCUUGCAAAGCUGAAGGUGUGCAGGAGGAUGCUCUUAUGGCUGUUUCGACUCUAGUCGAAGUGCUCGGAGAAGGUUUCUUGAAGUAUAUGGAUGCGUUCAAACCGUAUCUUUGUCUUGGCUUAAAGAAUCACGCAGAGUAUCAAGUUUGUUGCGCUGCUGUGGGUCUGACCGGAGACAUUUGUCGUGCCCUGAAAAACAAGAUGUUGCCCUAUUGCGACGAGAUCAUGACACUUUUGCUGGAAAAUCUUGGCAAUAAUUCGGUUAAUCGUUCCGUGAAGCCUCAGAUCUUCUCCGUAUUCGGUGAUGUUGCUCUCAGUAUCGGUCCAGAAUUCAAGAAAUAUUUGGACGUAGUACUUCAAACGUUGGCACAGGCUUCCCAAGCGAAUGUCGACAGAAGCGAUUAUGAUAUGAUUGAUUAUCUGAACGAAUUACGAGAAGGUGUUCUUGAGGCUUACACUGGUAUAGUACAAGGAUUACGCGGUGACGGAUCGAAUCCUUGUCCAGAUGCGGCAAUUGCUCUGGUGGAGCCGCACGUGCCCUUCAUCAUCCAGUUUAUCACGUCUAUAGCCCAAGAUCGUGAACAUUCUGAAGGCAACAUCUCAGCCUCGGUGGGCUUGCUUGGUGAUCUUGUCACCGUGUUCGGAGUAAAACUCUUGCCAAUGGUAGAAACGGACCCGCUUACGGAACUCUUAACCAAGGCUAGACGAUCACGCACUGACAAAACAAAGACCCUGGCCAACUGGGCAUCCAAAGAGAUCCGGAAGCUCAAGAAUGUUGCUAACUCUACGUCCAGUUGAUCACCCCACGGUUGUACUGUCGUGCAAUUUGAUUUGACUAGAGAGCUAUCGAACACAAUACAAAGACAACAAGAUUGGAUGGUGCGGAUGCGAGUUGAUGGAUGUGCGUGAGUUUCGAAACGAUGACGAUGAUGGGGUGAUGAGUCUGCACGUGUCCCUGCUCUGGCGACGGUAUUCGAGUACCGACACGUCCGAGCGCAACCCCAAAUGGUCGAGAAAAUAAAUACCUGUCUGCCGGAUGUCUGCCGACUACGGAUGAUGAGGAAUGCAAGUGGAUGUUGCCGAUGAAUGAGCCAAGGCCGAAGUUUGCCGAGAUGUUCCGGUGAUGCAAGUAUGCCUGAUAACGAGGCUUCUACCUGCGUGAUUGAGAAGUUGAACCUGAGGAAAGGACGACUUCGAUGGACGGUGUUCGUGGCCAGUGAGAGAGUGAGAGAGUGAGAGCGAGAGAGAGAGAGAGAGAAAGAGAGAUUGAAAGAUUGAGUAAGUACGAAAGGAUGAAUGAAGUGAACGUUGAAGAAAAUGCAGGGAAACCAAACGAGAGAGAGCGAGACUGUAGAGCUAUGAAAGGAAGUAUGUGCUCUAUUAAUUGAAUUAGUAAGAAUGAUUUUAUUAAUAUGUAUGCGUGUAAAAUCGCAGAGAGUCUGUGUGUAUAAAAUAAAACAUGUCACUAUUGAAUGAGCGAUAUUACACACUUGUCGAGAAAGUUGAAUCAAUGCGCAACUCGUUGUAAAGCUCCUAGCUUUUUUGUCCUCCUAUAGCUUUGCCAACGAAGCCCGCGACCUGUUUCCAAUUCCUUACUAAACUAUCACACCAUCACUCGUUUGAAGCAAUUGAAGCAUCAUCGAAUGACUGUUGUUGUGACAGCGUGAUUUAGUAGUUAAUGGUCGAAAUAAAUGGUCUCAGAAUGUUGAUUGCAAUUUUGAUGCAGCGAAGUGAUGCACGAGUGGGUAUGAAAACUACAUAAGAAAGGAAGAGAAAGAGAGAGCGAGAAAGAGGAAGAGGUAAAAAAGGUAAGAGUGAAUGCAUGUGAGUAGCAUCACGAAUGUUGAAUGAUUCUCUAAAAAAAAAAAAAUAAAAAAAAUGAUCGGAAAAGUUCGAAAUAUUGAUGAUCUCUGGUCCGAUCGUGCUGCGCGAGAAUCUAAUUGAUCAGUUGUAGUAGGAUGAUGAUGAUGAUGAUGAUGACGACGACGACGACGACGCGUAUGUUACUUUUUGACCGUAUGUGUGUCUGUUGCUGUUGAUUCAUUAAAAUUAAUAUUUUGCUGGCAUAAGUUACUGAGUUGUACCGAAGUCCUCGUCCGGCCUGAACGUUCGAGUAAAAAAAAUUGAUAAAAAAAAAAAAAAAAGAAAACUAAUCGACUAUUCAGUUCCAAAAACACAUUACACAAUGAUCUGGAAACGUAAUCCUGCGCACUAUUGGAAAUAAUUUUAUGCGAUCACCGUAUCAUUAAUUUGUAUUUUUGUGAUUCUCCAGCGGAAUAUCGGACGAGAGCUUUCAGCACUGCCAUUAACGUUGAAACGAUGCUAUGUACGUGGUGUCCAGGCACGUGUUUUAGAUCAUUCGUUCCUUCCUUUGAAUUAUAAAGGGUACGAGGAUGUCGAAAGCUCGUUUCGCGCGAGUAUUUGUCGAAGAGAUUCGUCUUCCUGGCCUCGCAUUGUUUCAAAAAGACAAUUGUCGAUGAUCGAAUGGAAAAAAGAAAAUUGUGUCAAGAACGUUGCUCAUCUUUAUUCGCACGUUAUUCCGAUGCCCAUUGAAAAAACGAAUACGGUGAUCGCGUAAAAGUCAAGAAUGAAAUUUCGAAAGAAGGCUACUGAUAUAACCCUGCUUUCGCAAGCUGUUCCGCGAUAAAAUCAAACAAAUUGUACAUGAAUAGAUAGAUAAAUUUGUUGAGGAAAUUGAACUGGGGAUAUUUCAAACGCCUGAUUGUGCAAGGAUUACGCACUUCAGAGACUACUUUUUCCUUUUUUUUUUUUUUUUUUUUUUUUGUGUGUGUGUACAGAGACAUCCCCCUAUUACACGAACAUUUUGAUCUUGAAACGACUGAAAUAAUAUCAAAUGUAUCAGAAAUGUUUCAGGAUCCUUCGACGACACGAAGAUCUUUGAUUUUCUCGCACACUUCCUUGUCGGCCAGUCUCGCAAAUUUCCAUAGUUUCUCCUUUAUCGGGGAUUUUGUGCACGAACGUGAUAUUUAGUAAGAUUUUACACGAAAGAUUAAGCGGACGGUCGGGCGCUCUAAUAAUAUAAUACGAAGUUACGUCAUGUGGUUGAAACGUAGCUGUGCUAGUGCCAUGCAUUCCAAAUACUUUUGCCAGCGGAAGCACACUGUGUGACCGUUCUUUUGUGAUGGUCGAGGUAUAUUUUAUAGCAAUUUCAUUCUGAACUAACACACUUUUUCCCUCGUGAACGCCUCGUUUACGCAAAGCUUUACGUACAGACACGAUAGCAAACAGAGAAGAUUAUUGACAAUGGUCGCAGCGAGAUUCGAAUCGAAAUCUAGGCUGAGGGGUCGUAUCUUCGCAAAGGAAGGAACCGCCUGGGACGGGGUAAACGUAUUUCGGCGGAACAAACACAUAAACAAAAACUAAACAAAACAAUUUAAAAUAGGAAAGAAGCGAAUAAUAAGUAACGACGAAAGAAAGUAGAAGGGGGAAACAAAAUUGGCGUGAGAAGAAGAGAUGCAAAAGGGCAAAUAGGGAAUUGACGUGAAACGAUUAUAAACUAAGAGACUUUUUAUUAAAUUGAUUAUCUUUUUUACGAUUUUACAUAUCGAGAGAAACCAAUGUGUCUGCUCCACGUCUGGAUAUAAAAAUAAAUAUAUAUACAUAUAUAAUUUUUUUACUGUUGCAAACGAUAUUGCCAAACUUAGCGUAUAAGGAAGAGAAACGUCUAUCUAGCUUUAAAAAAAGAAAAAAAGAAGAAGAAGAAGAAGAAGAAGAUGGGAAGAAAACUAACGAAACAACAAAGAAAUGAAAAUAGGGGUAGGGAAAAAAAUCGUUUCGGCGAGCCGCUCGUUACGUAGACUGGAGCCUAAACCUUGAUCUCUUUGCGAUACAUACAUCCAUACAUACACCAAACACAGACAGUCGUGUACACGAAUGGAAAUUCUUCGUACAUUGUUUUAUCCUCGCGGUGGAUCGUUUCGAUUUCGAAGCAGAACGAAAUUCUCGCAGACGAAACACGGUGUCUUCCAAUCACGAAAAUUUCUCCUCCUACGAAAAAAAGAAACCCUAUAGCUUUGCCUUAACAGUUCUCGCGGUGACGACUGCCGUCAUCGAUCUACCAAAGUCGAAGUCUUGAUAAGUUCGUCAUUAAAAAGAACAGCCAAAAGUUUCCAAAAAGAAAAAAAAAGAGAGAGAGAGAGAGAGAGAAAAAGAAAAAGAUGUACGAAAAAACGAAACAGUGAGACGGUUUAUUCCGAAUCCAAAAAAGAA